Blepharisma stoltei is the source of this 507-nucleotide messenger RNA. The record is from the annotation of a GenBank genome assembly. Lineage: Eukaryota; Ciliophora; Heterotrichea; Heterotrichida; Blepharismidae.
AUGAAUCAUCAGAUUGAGUACUAUACAUAUGGAUUGUUGAUUUAUAUCCCGGCUGCAGCAGUGCUAGCUUAUAUUAUUAGUUCAUUUAGUCCUAAAAAAUCUCAACCUCCCACAAAGCGCCCAAAGAAGGUUCAAAACAUUCAAGAAGCACAAGUUAAUAUUCAGUCUCAACAAGCUCCUAAAAAGCCUCAAACUACCCAAGAGAAGCCUAAUCAAAAGCCCCAAAAGCCAAAAAAGAAAAAGCAAAUCAUACCUGAUGGUAAAAUUGCAUAUUGCAAAUACUGUGAAAAAUAUUUAACUUCUGAUGAAUUUCUUCUUACUCAUGGCGAAGGCAAAAAACACCAAAAAAAUUUCGAAGGCCGAGAUGGAAUUUGGUAUAAAUUUGUCGACCCAUCAGAAGCUGAAAAAUCAGAAGACAAAGACGUAGGAUUAAAACUCAACGUACAAGCUGAAAUAGAAGAUGGCUGGACACCUAUCACAAAAGUAUCAAGAAAAAAGAAGCACUAA